AUGAGCUCCCAAGAGCCGCCGAAAAGGCGGGAAUCACGCUCGGGGACGAGGAAGGUAUCAACACUGUCCACGGAACAGCUCGAGCGAAAGCGGGCCAACGACCGAGAGGCUCAACGGUUGAUUCGCCAACGCACGAAAGAACACAUAGAACAACUUGAGGCUCAAGUGACCACCUUCCAGUCGCAGAUCGAGGAUAUGCGGCUCCGCACGGAGCGGUUCGAUGAAGUGAUCCAAAGGAAUGCCAUGCUGGAAGAUGAGAUGAGUCGCCUGAAGCAACAGAUAGCUUCUCUCACGGGGCGACCGGAAUAUGUAGCAGAUAAUGAGCAGAUGGGUCUGUUCCGCAGUGGGUGGUCGAUUGAAGGUACCCAGAGCGCUUCCGAUGUCCCAACAACAGGGACCUUACUGUCUCCAAAUUAUACCCCAUCUUCGAAUCCUCGCACUCCUUCGGCCCUGUCAGCAUCGAGUCGAGCCUCCCACCAGCAUGAAUGGCAACAAUACCCCUCCACCCGCUCCCCGUCCCUGGGCGCAUCGUCCAAUCCAGAAUAUCCCAGUCGCAUGGAUUCAUACGUGAUAGAUGGCCAACUGCAAGGGCAACGCAUCUGUCCUCCCAUGCCGUCAGGUCCUCACAUCAGCUUCGGCGCUCCUGAAUCAACACCGCAGUUUGAUUCCUUCUCCCAAUUCCCAUAUGGAAGCCGGUCGCUCUCCAUGCCGAAUGCCAGCUCUGCGUCUCAGACUUCGGAAGUCUAUCAACCCAUAGCCUCAUACCCUCCGCAGAUGCCACAACCACCGCAAGAGGAGACGUACGAUUAUAAUUGA
Molecule: messenger RNA, 816 nt
Organism: Penicillium olsonii
Lineage: Eukaryota; Fungi; Ascomycota; Eurotiomycetes; Eurotiales; Aspergillaceae
Source: the annotation of a GenBank genome assembly